AUGCGAACUAGGAAACGUUUAUUGUCUAUUCGGCUUGCUCUUAUCAGCGCUGCCUGUGCACUGUUUCUCCUCUAUGGAGAUCUUUUACUCCCUUCGCUCUCGACCGGUUCCACCAAAAUCAAUCCAUUAUCUUCGUCUCUGUCAAAUGUUGAGGCCGUCCAACUUUUGGGUCAUCCAACCUUCAAAGAUGCCUGGGAAUACGAACGAAAGCUGCCGCAGCACAAGAAGUCAAGCAGAAUAGUAGCAAGCUCGACACGGAGGUACCUACGAAUUCCACACGCCUCAUGGGGAACAGGCUGGAACAACGUUUUCCAAGAGCAACUGUUGAAUGCCUAUCUGGCGCACAUGAGCGACAGGGCCUACGUCUUUCCCGACUACAUUCCUCGGGACCAUGUCCCAUUUCCCGAUAUGCUCGCCAACGGCACGAGGCACAUGCUUCAUAUUCCGAUGAACGCUUUUGUCGCUGGGCCCAUUGCUGGCGGACCUUUAUUCGAUGACCCAGCCGAGGAUAUCAUUACUAGACGCUCCAUUUCAGACAAAUGGUGGGAAGCAGUGUGUCCACGGGAGCAAGUCAAAGUCCUCAACGUAUUCGAAGUUCACAACAGUUUUGGAUAUGAUGCCCAACGGGUUGAAGGAGCGGAGAUCCUGACAAGAUGGGCAAAGAAACUGAAAGACCUGGAGGAACCAUGCGUGAGUGUUGAGGAAUUCUCGAUAUUGCAUUACGGACUCAUUGGUAGCCCAUGGAUUGUCAGUAUAUGGCCGUCGUAUGUUGCUUCGCCGUUUCUCCAAAACUUCGCUUGGUCACCACUGGUAACAUCGGCACUCUUCAGCAACAUCCGUAUUAUUGCUCCUGGCCAAAUCACCCCGCCAAUAUAUCUCCGACCUAUUCGAGCACUCUCAUUGCAGGUGAACUCAUAUGAGUCCUUCCGACCUCUUCGCGCAUCAUCCCUCAGAUUCCCCAUCUCGGGUCUUCUGGGCCUCCAUGUCCGGCGGGGAGACUACGCGCAUCAUUGUGUCAUGCUUUCAGGCGGCGGGUAUGAUUAUAAUGCGUGGAACAACCUCGGGAAGCCAGGUCUCGUUGCAAACGCAAGUGCUGUCGCUCAACGUUGGCUUGGAUUUGGCGGAGAAUCGGCGAUUUGGCCAAAGCUCGCCGAGGAUCGGGACGUUCCUGAUGGACUGUCAACCCAGGAUGCGCUUUACCAACACUGCUACCCAGACAUCGCGCAUAUCGUGAAACGGUCAGCAGAUGCAAGAGCAAAAGCCCCGCUUACCCGCAUCUUCAUUGCCACCAACGGGGAGAAAGACUGGGUCACAAACCUAACGAGAGCGCUUUAUGACGAUGGCUGGGAACAUGUUUCGACGUUGCACGACCUGAAAUUGACGCCGGAGGCUUAUGCGGUCAGCCAUGCCGUCGACAUGGGCAUCUUGAGCGUGUUGGCGGAGGAGUUUAUCGGAGUAGGCUUCUCUUCCUUGUCGAGCAAUGUGGCUCAAAUACGGUUGGGGACUGGGUUAGACGAAAGGACGAUACACUUUUGGUGA
Molecule: messenger RNA, 1539 nt
Organism: Mycena indigotica
Lineage: Eukaryota; Fungi; Basidiomycota; Agaricomycetes; Agaricales; Mycenaceae
Product: SH3 and PX-domain-containing 3
Exons: 6
Coding region: 1-1539 (512 amino acids)
Source: RefSeq, a predicted model, not a curated record